AUGCAGUCGCUCAAAGGCGCCCUGACUCCAAUAUCCCGACCCGGUACACCCGUAUCACGACUCCACACACCCAACCAUGGCCCAGGUUCGUCCACGCCACCUAUCGCAUCCUCGUCGUCCUCACCCACCACGGGCGCGACGACGUCGAAUGGAGUCGAGGGCAGGAGCUCGAUGAAAGGUGCGACGACGUCCUGGCCAUUGCAUGUGUCGUUCUCGUUGGCGAAUGCACCGGUACCUAAGCUUUGGGUCGCUGAGCAUGGACUGAGGCCCGCUUGUGAGGACGUAUUCGAUGUGCUGGAUCGAGGGGAGAUGUCGUGGAGCGUCGAGGGGGAGGAGGAGACCACGACAGAGGCGGAUCGGGUACAGCAAUCGUCACCAACCACGCCACAAGUGAAUGGGAUGAACGAGGAACCGUUACAUUCCUACGAAGCCAUGUCCGACUCGACCUCGACCUUGUUCCCGCUCGUCAACCUGAGCUCGAUACGCGAUCAGACGACCGAGAUGGGCGAAGAUCUUCCCAGUUGGCUCGUCGAGACAAGUCGGAGAGUCACUGCCAUUGCUUCGACUUAUAUUGAGGUCUUAACUACCAAACCUACGGCCGAUGGUGGCCAGGACCAUUCGCAUCCCGUCAGCUCGCAUUCGAGUCGGAGAAAGGGCAAGGGGAAACUAGAGACGGAGGACGGUGAAGAAGGUUCUUCGAGGAGAUGCACGGGCAAGACCGUGCUGAGGGUAGCUGUGGGGUGCGAGGAUGGGUCGUUGUGGAUCUUGUCACCAUCCUCGUCGUCCAAUGUGAUCGACGGCCACGGACCAGCCGGCAACACGACCCACGAGCCCACGGUGCCACGUUUGACACUCGAUCACCCAAGUCGCCGAGCAACCGCCACCUCGACCGACUCGCUUUCGGCUAUGGCCACCUCAGCCAGCACGAGUGGUCCCAACUCACCGACCGCGGGAAGAUCUGUGCCUGUAUCCCCUCCCGUGUCUCCCAAGACGCGCUCUCGGCCUCCUUCGAUCUCCCUUUCUCGGAAUAGCCCCACUGCCGGACUAGGUCUCGGUUCGGCCAUUCGCCCACCUCUGGCGACUCAUUCGAGUGCGAAUUCGGUCCAUUCAUUAGCAUCCAACAACCGCAAACGCGUACCAUCCGGUGCCCUAUCACCGACCUCGCCAACGGCAUCACCUCUUGGAGAGGGGCACGUCAUCGCUCCUCGACCUCGAAAAGCGAGCGCCACCGUCGGCAUCUCGAUGCUCAACACCGGCUCGAGCGUCGACCUCCUCGGCAUGCACCGCGCUUCCAUCGAAGACAUCUCGCGCGCACCCAGCACUACACCCAUGUCCAGAUCCAAUACCUCAAAUGGGGGACAUCGUGUCGCCAGUUCGAGUGCGUCGGUGGUAUCGAAUGCACCUUCGUCGGCGGCGAAGAGGCAUCACAGGGCCAAGGAUAGUAUUACGACGGGGAUCGGGUUGUGGGAGGCUGAAUCGAAUGCCGCGACAUCAAUUCAUGACGGACCGGGGCCUACCUCACCGCCUCUCGUAGGUGGAGAGGAAAAGGACCUCGAACGCGCACAGAAGGUUGAAGAAAAAGAGGAGACGCCUUUGAUGGAUUUGGUGCCGCUCAUCAGGGUACAAACGAUCGGGUCGGGAGAAAUCGUCGGGAUGAAGAUCGUCGAUGGUCUGGCUUUCGCACCCGAGGAAGGAGGUCGAGCACUAAUCGUGCUAAGACGUAAAGGGUGAGUGGGCGCAUGUGAUCCUCGAUACAAAGGAGUGGUUGCUCAUUGAAAGUCAUAUCCCAAUUACAGUGUCUUGUCAGCCCACUCCCUGAUUGAUGGACGAGCGUUCGCUCGCUGCGAUGUCUCUAGCAAAGUCCCGCUCGAUUCGACGGAUGUGCAGAUCACCUUCUUGGGGUUGAAGAUGGUCCAACUGGCCGAUGUGGGUGCAAAGUCUCUGAAGCGAACAUCAAUCGUUGUUUGCAAGCUGAACGUUGCUUGAGAAAAUCGAAAAUCCUACAGAUUACGUUUGCGCUGUGUUUUGGAACGUAUGGAGUGGGUUUCGUUGCAGUCAAUUUGGAUGAUUUCGUUGCGCAGGAUGUGGUGGAGGGUGGGACAGGACCUGGAGGAGCGGCGAUCAUCUUCAAGCAAGGUGAGUGUGGGUUCUCAAUGGUCAUUGAGCGGUAAUACUGACCACACCUUGCCACUCCCAGGCGUCCACUUCAUCGUGUUCGCUUCGCCGACAACAUCUUCAAGCACCGCCACGGCCGAACUGGUCGUACGGCCCCUGAUUCCGAUCGAAUCUAAAGAUCGCGAUUCACAGCCGUCGUCUCCGGGAGUCAAGAUUGAACCCGCUCAUUCAGCUGGCGUGCUCGAGGGCCUGACGGGAAGCGUGCGUGGAUUUCGCAACUGCGUUGAUGACCUGCUGGUCUACAGCUCGUCAAGCAUCCUACUUUUUACGAUUCGGGAUCAAAAGGUCAUCCAACUCGCGCUCGCCAGACUGGAGGGGAUUAUCGACGUCUCGGUUGAAGGGUACAACAACGUCCUUGUGGCGACCAAGGCAGGAUUGCGGCUGUAUCGGCUUGAGCCGUCGGUCGCAAAAGAUGCGACGCAACAGGGACCUUUCUGCUUCAGGUUGAUGGGGGAGGUUGCAACGACUGGGGUCGAAUGGACGGCUCGUCUUCCGGAAUCGACUCCAUCGGCUACAUAUCUGGUGGCUCGAUCGACUGGAGACGGACAGCGGGAGCUCGCCGCGCUCACUUUGGACAAGAACGUCGUUGCCACCUUUGCUGAGGCGGGCCUCGAAUUGCGCGUGCUCCUGUCGUCUGGCCCCGCACGCAAGCAAUCUCACGUCACGUGUUUACAGCAACUCGAUGGAGCACAGGUCAUCGUGGGCUAUAGCACGGGCGAGAUUUGUGUCUGUUCGCUCGGCAGUCUCGUGGCCGUGACGGACAUCAAAUGUCCCGACGCGAACCUCUCUGGUGCCAUCUCGUUACUCUCGGUGGUUAAGCUCGGUGGUCGUGACGUUGUCAUCGCCGGAGCCUUCGAUGGUACAGCUGGAGCCUGGAACCUCAGCGACUGGGACGAGAUAGGCCGAUGGUGCCUCUUCGCUUCCCCCGUUACCCAAUUCACCUUCAUCCAAGAUCCGACCAUCCCUCAACUCUCUCAAACGAUCGCCUUCGUCUCAGCCAACUCGCCAAUAGCUCUCGUUUCCCUAUUCCCUCCAGCACUACUUUUCGUCUUACCUGGGACCAAGAGCCCGGUGAUAAGUAUCUCGACGCUGAAGGAGGAGAUCUUGGUCGUUUAUGCGCAUGGGUUGGCGAGGGUGUGUGAUGUCACGCGGAGGGAGUUGAGGAGGUCUAUGGAUGCCAAGACCGCUAGAGGGGUUUUGGCCGAGGGGAAAUGGUCGACUUGGUGAGUCAGACCAGACUUUAAUCUGUUCGCGAUUAUUGAUGUGCUGACGAGAUGUGACGAUCAUAGGUUCACUGCGGGCUUUCAGAAUGUCUCGGACCCACCGACAGGCUCGCUCAUCGCCCCGAUCCUCAACAUCGACCUUCGUCAAGAACUUGAAAGAGGCCAGCGUCUACUUCCUUGGAUUGAGUCGAAACGCGUCAACCGAGAGACGGCGAUGCUUGAGGGUGCGAUACCUGCAACGGCGGGUGCCGAUGAGGGAUCCCUAGCCGAGUUCAGCAACGCCGAAGACGCUGGCAAGUCGGGGAGGUUGGAUAGGCUGCGCUUUCUCCUCUCACACCUUGCGACGUUUGAACUCGAUAGCGAUACCGAUGAACUCAUUUCCGAACAUCUCGGUGCUCCUAAGCCGGACCGUUGCUAUGCCGAGGCGUUGCAGAGUACGAACUCGCUCGCUUUCCCCUUCGACGAGUCGUCCCCUUCCCCAUGGACGAUCUCUCCGAUUAUGACAGCCCAACGACUCUUGCAGCUCGUUUGCGUCCUUCGUUUCUUCCUCAACUUCCCCGAUACCGAACGCUACGCCUCCCAAGCGAUCGUCUUCUACUCGAGCUUCCUCGACGAGACUGUCGGCGAAGAAUUCGAGUUCCCUUCGCUCAACUACCUCGCUGAUUUCUGGCUCGAUACGUCGACCGAGGUUCAACAGGCGACGAGGACGUUGUUUGGGACUUACUUGGCCGCGUCGAGCGAUGCACGCGUCGAGGCUCUGGUUGAACAAUGGCAGGACGCGUUGCCGGCACGGCAGAGUGAAAUGGGGUCCUUGUGCGAAGGCGCAGACCAGGCGGUGUUGGUGGUAGGACUGAUUGCGUGCGAGAGAUUUUCACUUCUUUCACCUAUGUGGGUUGAGAUUGGCUGGGCUCAUGAUGAGGGGAUCGUCACUAAUGCAUAAGCUUUGCCAAUCCCCGCAGGGUCCUUAAAGAUUUGACCGCGUCGCUGGUGUCUUACAUCCAAGACUUUGCGCACCCUUACCACCAGUCGAUCGCGGUCGAACUAUGUGCUCGCGGUUUCGUCAUCUUUCAAAACUACGUCGAUGCGAUGGAACUCGUUCGACACCUCUUUGGCCUCGCGACGGGUCGGGACCCUUCGACACCGCCCGAGUUGCGCCUGCUCGCUAAACAUGCGACGCUGCAAGUCGCUUCGGUCAAUACGCCGUUGUUCAUGACGACGUUGAUCUUUGAUAUCCUCAAUGCACCUUCGGCUUCGCAUCGUAAUGCGACGCUCAAGUUGUUGGGGUUUAUGAUUCGCAAGGUGGGUCAGGAUGUUUUAUUGGUCUCGAAGCGUUUCGUGAGCCAGGCUGACGCAUCUCAGUGCCUCUCUGCAGAAACCACUCGUGCUCCUGACGAGCUUGCCACGCCUCGCCGAAGCCGUGGUCAAGUCUCUAGAUCCGACCGUCACAGCGUUGCGCAAGACGGUCCAUCAAGCCGCGACCGUCAUUUUGAACGAGCUCGUGCGCACCUACCCUUCGAUCGACUUUCACGGCAGCUCCCAACGUCUCGCCGUUGGGACCCACGAAGGCGCAGCGAUCAUCUACGACCUCAAGACCGCGACGCGGAUGUACGUUCUCGAAGGGCACAAACGAGCCGUCACAGCUGUUUCCUGGUCCCGCGAUGGUCAUCGUCUCGUGACCGUGUCGUUGGAGGAAUCCAAAGUCGUCGUUUGGAAAGUCGGCAUCGGUCUCUUUUCUCUCUUGAUGCCCGGUGCUGCACCUCGACAAACGACUGGUCUAGCAGCGGCGGUGACGACCUCUUCGAAUGCGUCGAAUGGGACUUCGCCUUUCAAGCAGUAUGAGUUCCAUGUCGGCGAUGAGGCGUUGAUGACGAAUGCAGCGACGCUCGAAUGGGUGACGUUCGAUUGGCCAGGGGAGAGGACGGUCAGAUUGAGAAUCAGGGAGACGGCGUUGAAUUUUGGGUGUUGA
Molecule: messenger RNA, 5364 nt
Organism: Microbotryum saponariae
Lineage: Eukaryota; Fungi; Basidiomycota; Microbotryomycetes; Microbotryales; Microbotryaceae
Source: the annotation of a GenBank genome assembly